AUUCACAGAGGUGGACGGACGGGGGGCAGUUAGAAAGAGAGAAGGAGGGACAGAGAGAGAGGAAGAGGAGGGGAACUGUCUUUCAUUCUGCUCUAUUCUUCCGCACUGGACUCUUCUCUUGCCUGGGCUCUCUUCAUACAGGAGUGAACGAUGUCUGCCCCAGGCCUGCCUUCCCGUAAUGCUAAAGAGCUAAAGGAGCAGGAGCAGAUGAUGGAGUUCUUAAAGCAAAAGAUGAUGCUGUUUGGCGAGAAAGCCAUGCUGCAGAAGUCUGUGCGGGAGGAGAAGAAGCUGCUGGUGGAGAAUGCCAAACUAAAGGACGAGAUUGAGCAGCUGAAGAAACAACUUCAGGAAAACCAGCGGAGAAAAGCAGCUAAGCAGAAGGCGUUAGCUGAGGCCCAGGCGGCCAGUCCUGCCACUCCAGAGCCUACAGGGGGCGCCACACUGACACCAUCUGCCACGCCUUCUAAAGCUGCUCCACGCAAGCCCAAACCUCAGGGAGAGAGCGAGGGAAGGAAGAAGAAAGGGACAUGUAGGAAGUCUGGGGUGCAGGGCUCUGAGCUUGGGAUUCGGCAGCUGGAACUGCGAGUCGGACGCAUUCUGUCGGCACGGCAACAUCCCGAGGCGGAAUCUCUGUGCGUACAGGAAGUGGAUUUGGGAGAGGGACAGCCCAGAACAGCAGUCAGCAGAAUCCUCACAAACACACCCACAGAGCAGAUGAGUGAGAGCCUUUGUGUGUGUGUGUGUAACGGCCGUGCGGUACGUGUGAGGGGUGUGUUGUCCAAGGUGCACGUUCUCUGUGCCACUGACUCCGCCCACCUGGAGAUGCUGACACCGCCUAGCUCUGCCCAGCCCGGAGACAGAGUCACCUUCAACAACUACCCAGGUGAACCAGAUCGUGAAUUGAGCCCCCGUGUAUUUGGCCGUCUGCAGCCAGAUCUCUGUACUGACCCGCGGGGUGUGGCCUGUUAUCAGGGUGUGGCCUUUGAGGUGAAGGGGAAAGGCUUGUGCCGAGCUCCCAGCAUCUGCAACGGAUCAAUCAAAUAGUGCCGUGGAGACUGUCGCCACGGUUAUGGUGCAAAGCUACAUCUCUGCCGACAAGCCAAUAAAGUUUUGUCUGUUUUUUUUUUUUUUAAUUCUGCAGUUUAUUUAUUUUUUGUUCAUAGUGGCACACACACAUAAAU
Clupea harengus (Atlantic herring) is the source of this 1181-nucleotide messenger RNA. It is a transcript of the gene aimp1b, whose product is annotated as aminoacyl tRNA synthetase complex interacting multifunctional protein 1b. Lineage: Eukaryota; Metazoa; Chordata; Actinopteri; Clupeiformes; Clupeidae. The record is from RefSeq and is a predicted model, not a curated record. Gene Ontology annotation, molecular function: tRNA binding.